CUUAAUCCUUCCUUAGAUCCUGGGCUAUAUGAGAAGAAAUCUGGUCCAUCCACAGAAAAUAGUGUUGGAAGUGCACUGCAAGUAGAGGCCGGAGAGUUUUGCUUUCCCUCUACACCACCACUCAGCAUGUUGUUAUUCUGUCACAUGCUGGCCGGAGCCUUUCUUCCCUUCCUCACCCUUUCAGGAAAUUGGGUUUCAGCUGAGAACAUCAACUUUUACAACGUGAGACCUCCACUGGACCCCACUCCAUUUCCAAACAGUUUUAAGUGCUUUACCUGCGAUAACGCGGUGGACAAUUACAACUGUAACAGAUGGGCUGAAGAUAGAUGGUGUCCUGAAAGUACUCAGUACUGCUUGACAGUUCAUCUCUUCACGGACCAUGGGAAGAGUACGUCAGUCACCAAAAAAUGUGCCACUGGAGAGGAAUGCCACUUCGUAGGCUGCCACCACCACAGGGAAAGUGGCCACACGGUUCCCAAAGCAGUUCGUAGGAAACUUAUUGUCCUACCUGCCCGGUUCUUGAUGAAUUCCCCCUAA
This is a messenger RNA of Calidris pugnax (ruff), 537 nucleotides long. RefSeq names its product ly6/PLAUR domain-containing protein 6B-like. The transcript has 5 exons. The record is from RefSeq and is a predicted model, not a curated record. NCBI's taxonomy places the organism in Eukaryota, Metazoa, Chordata, Aves, Charadriiformes, Scolopacidae. Gene Ontology annotation, molecular function: acetylcholine receptor regulator activity. The coding region runs from base 127 to 537 and encodes 136 amino acids.